AUGUCGACGCAAAUGUUUUGCAGAGAACGUAGAUCGUGGACUGCAAAGGAAGACCAGCUCCUCCGUGAAGCCGUACAGAAGGAGGAUCCAGAUAACUCCAACCCAUCCAAGUGGCAUGCAAUUGCCAAACAUGUUCCUAACAGAACCAACAAGGACUGCCGCAAGAGAUGGUUUGCUAAGAUGGCCUCAGACGUUGUGAAAGGAGGCUGGGCACCAGAUGAGGAUGAGAAACUUGUGAAGGGCAUCGAGAGAUAUGGCACUAGAUGGUCUCUUGUCGCUUCAGUCGUGCAGACACGGAAUAGCGACCAAUGCGCAAAGCGUUGGACUGAUACGCUUAACCCUGCCAUUGAUCGCACAACAUGGUCAUCUGAAGCUGACGAGCUUCUGCUCCGAGCAGUCAACGAGCAUGGAAAAGUUUGGACGAAGAUUGUGAAGACUUACUUCCCUGGCAGAACUGGUCUUUCUGCCAAGAACAGGUUCAAUUCCGACAUAAACCGCUCCAGCAGACCACGACGCAAGUCGUCAAUUGACGUGACGCAUUACGGUCUCAGCCGAAAUAAGUCUGAGAGUAAUUCAUCUUCAUCGAGCCCUUCUCCUGAAACACCCUCAAUGUCCCUUCCCUUCACCUCAACGUCGUUCUCGUCUAUGGACUCAAAGCCCUAUCGCUUUGACUCAUUUUCCAACUGGUCGUCAUCUUCUUCGGCUACGUCUGAUGAUGUACCAUCUUUCCGGACCUCGCCCAUGACAUUCGACUACCUGCCGGAGAAUGCUACAUCACCGUCAACACCGUCGACGGACGGUUCGUAUCAAUCUUACGACAUGUCCAUGAAUCAUCAGCUGUCGGCUUUCAGCGAUCCUUCUCAGCUCGUCUUCACCGGCAAUGCGUCGCCGAUACCUCCCGCCAGCGUUUACAAGAACUUCCACAGUCAACCUCACAUUGCCGAGGCACCCAACUACACACCCUAUUCUCAAUACUCUCUAAGUCAUGGAUCAGCACAUAGCGAGUUUGGGUUUGAUAGCCUUCCCAUAGACGCUGGUUCGUCUCUGAGUGGCAACUGGGAGACCAAGACCGCAUCCUCCGCCUAUAAAUUACCAAUAACAACUAACGAAUUUUCGUAUGUAUUCUAG
This is a messenger RNA of Psilocybe cubensis, 1128 nucleotides long. RefSeq lists its product as uncharacterized. Gene Ontology annotation, cellular component: nucleus. Bases 1 to 1128 code for a protein of 375 amino acids. The record is from RefSeq and is a predicted model, not a curated record. Gene Ontology annotation, molecular function: DNA-binding transcription factor activity, RNA polymerase II-specific; RNA polymerase II cis-regulatory region sequence-specific DNA binding. The transcript is spliced from 7 exons. Gene Ontology annotation, biological process: mitotic cell cycle; positive regulation of transcription by RNA polymerase II. NCBI's taxonomy places the organism in Eukaryota, Fungi, Basidiomycota, Agaricomycetes, Agaricales, Agrocybaceae.